Molecule: messenger RNA, 1463 nt
Organism: Centruroides sculpturatus (bark scorpion)
Lineage: Eukaryota; Metazoa; Arthropoda; Arachnida; Scorpiones; Buthidae
Product: adenosine receptor A1-like
Exons: 2
Coding region: 70-1368 (432 amino acids)
Biological process (GO): G protein-coupled receptor signaling pathway
Cellular component (GO): membrane
Molecular function (GO): G protein-coupled receptor activity
Source: RefSeq, a predicted model, not a curated record
GGCCAGUAUGUGGCUGUGAGCGUGCGAGAUCAAUGAUACAGUGGUGUAGUGUGGCCAACAGGCAUAGUCAUGCCAACAUCGCCUCGUGCGGGCAAGCAAUGGAACCGUUCCAUGUCAUUCUCUUCUUUAUGGAAGGCGGAGAGGAAGAUUCGUCAUGCGGCGUACAGGAUGAUCAGAGGAACGGACGGAUUAAGACAGAGCUCCGACACCUGGACUUACACGUCGUGGCUGAAAGUGAACUCAUCCCCUUUAGAGGUGCAGCAGUCGUCUCUUCUUUACCGAACUAACUCGACCGUCUCCUUAAACGAAACAGAUAACGAAAACCCAGUUAAUCUUCGUGAAUUAUACAGCGUCUUCAUUCCCGUAAUGUUGACAGGUUGUGUCUUAUCUCUUUUAGUUAAUCUUGUGAUUUUAGUAUGCGUCAGAUAUGUCAGACGUCCUCUAAAACCCACUCUGUGUUUUAGCAUCAGUUUAUCGAUAACUAAUGCUUAUGCAAUGACUGUUUUGGCUAUUGGUUUAAUAGUUAACAGCUUACUCCCCACCGUCUACGGCUGGAAAAUGGAACCGUUUUAUAACUGUUAUUUUCUGGCUCUGGAGGCGUUUCGAAUGGGAGGUUUGAUAGCUUCCGUGCUGCAUCUGUUAGCAUUAGCUGUUAACCACUACAUCGGGAUACUACGCCCCUUACAUUACGCAGCUACGGUUACCAGAGGGGCCGCCAGAAUGACUAUAAUUGCCAUUUGGAUAAUCCCACUGCUCUUCUUUUUCAUAUACUUCUCGAGUGUACCAGCAGAAGGUUUUCAAGCCCUCAAUUGUUUAAAGGUCGAUUUCUUAUUCGCUAGUACAUACCGUCUGACAGUGUCAUUGUUAUUCUUCAUGCCUCUUUUAAUGAUGACUUUUAUGUACAUCCAUAUUUUUUUAGCCUUUCGUAAACAAAAAUCCAGUUUUAUCAAUUAUCCCACAGCUACCAAACUACACAAAAACGUUAAGGCGGUCAUAACGACCUUGUUCAUUCUCGGUACUUACCUGAUAGGCUGGAUGCCGGCUGUUAUGUUCUUUGCACUCACUUGUAACGAUUGUCCCGUGCCUCUAUUGAAUAUACCCGAAAAUGUGCGUGUGACUAUAAGUAUUUUUAACAACUCUAUGAUCGUAGUUAAAUCGUUUAUCGAUCCAAUUAUAUACGUCAUUCGAAUGCCAGAAAUUAAGGAAGCUUUGAAGUCUAUGUGGAGGGCACCUUGCAGUUUCGAAAGGGAGGAAGUAAGCAGAGUCGACUUAGGCCAAUUUUCUCGCACACAAAAGAAUUCAAUUUCAAUUAUGUCUUGUCAUAAUCGCAAGACCGAACAGAAUGGAAACAGGAAUCUAACCAUGUGAUCUUCAACCAAAACCCAAGAAGGUUAUGGAAAAUCAAAAAAGAACUAUCAGGAAAUUCCUUAACGCAUCUCUUCCCAUUUCCAUCCAUCUGCUCG